CUAGUCAUCUAGAAACGACGGAAGCAAUGAGUUUGUUACCUUCUCUGGUGCAUCUACAUAACAAUCCAACUGCCAAGAAAGUCUGCUUUAAGUGCACCAUUCUGUGAAGCUUUCCUAGAGAGGUCACAGACCAGUGCCAUAGAUCAGAGAGAGAGAGAGAGAGAGAGAGAGAGAUGAAGGUGGUGUGUGUGACAGGAGCAUCCGGUUAUAUAGCAUCAUGGUUGGUGAAACUCCUGCUCCAAAGUGGCUACACUGUCAAAGCGACUGUUCGUGACCCAAGUGAUGCAAAGAAGACUGGGCAUCUGCUUGCUCUAGAUGGAGCCAAGGAGAGACUUCAUCUUUACAAGGCAGACUUACUGGAAGAAGGAUCUUUUGAAUCUGUUGUUGAUGGCUGUGAUGGUGUCUUCCACACUGCAUCACCUGUGCUUCUCACCCCAAAAGACCCCAAGAUGGAGCUGAUAGAUCCUGCAGUGCAGGGAACAAUUAAUGUUCUUUCUUCUUGUGCCAAAGUCCCAACAAUCAAGAGAGUAGUGAUAACAUCUUCUAUAGUUUCAGUUGCAUUCAAUGGAAAGUCUUUGACUUCCGAUGUGACAGUAGAUGAGACUUGGUUCUCUGAUCCAGUCUUCUGUGAGAAAUCAAAGCUUUGGUAUCCAGUUUCGAAAACCUUAGCAGAAGAGGUAGCGUGGAAAUUUGCAAGAGAGAAGGGGAUCGAUUUGGUCACGAUGCAUCCUGGGUUUGUCAUUGGUCCCCUACUACAGUCUUCGCUUAAUCUCAGCGCAGAAAUGUUUCUCAACCUCAUCAAUGGAACUCAAACUUUUCCUGACACAAGCUACAGAUUUGUUGAUGUAAGAGACGUUGCACAUGCACACAUUCAAGCUUUCGAAUCUCCUUCCGCUAACGGCAGAUAUUGUCUUGUUCACAAAGUCGUGCAUUCUCACGAUGCUUUGAAGAUCUUGCGAGAGCUAUAUCCUGCUCUACACCUUCCUGAUAAAAGUGAAGAUGAAGAGCCUUCCGUGCCAACCUAUAAAAUAUCAAAUGAGAAAGCCAGAAGUCUGGGCGUCAGUUUCACUCCCUUGGAGGUGAGUUUUCAGGACACUGUGGAGAGCUUGAAAGAGAAGGGUUUCUUCAAGGACUGAUGCUACAACGGGCGACUAAAAGAAUAAAAACUAUGCCAAAGUCGAUUAGAUGGGCAUUUUCUGCCGCAACACACUUACAUCAGAGUUUCCUUCGGGGCGAUCUGAAAUUUUCAAAUUUCUCCAGAAUUUCUACAAUGCCACCUGAAGCUUGCGGAUGCAGCUAUUGUCAUUGUCAGACGAAUGUUUGACUGUUAUCUGUAUUGAGUAGCUUGAAAUCCAGCGGCAAUCCAAGGAGUUCACAUGUGCAUGGUAGUGAAACUCAAGCGUCCUGUGUCAAAGGGAUAAAAGAGAAAAUGGCAAUAAAGACAAUGGGUCUAAUAACCAAAAGUCUACGUGUAGUAAAGGUACAACCGAUGCAGUCAAUUCCAGGAAACAGGAAGAUGUUCUGGCCUGCUAUCCG
This is a messenger RNA of Syzygium oleosum, 1536 nucleotides long. RefSeq names its product phenylacetaldehyde reductase-like. The transcript has 6 exons. Gene Ontology annotation, molecular function: oxidoreductase activity, acting on the CH-OH group of donors, NAD or NADP as acceptor. The record is from RefSeq and is a predicted model, not a curated record. The coding region runs from base 174 to 1136 and encodes 320 amino acids. NCBI's taxonomy places the organism in Eukaryota, Viridiplantae, Streptophyta, Magnoliopsida, Myrtales, Myrtaceae.